GCAGCCUCUACGCCCAAGGGUGGCUUGAACCAGUGCGCCAAGCACAAGGGUUACUACGACUCCUACAUGAACGGUAUCACAUGGGAGCAGUUCUCGGCUAUGUACCAGGUCGAGAAGACGGGGAUCACACUCGACAAGGCAUUCGAGCAGCACUCUAACGACAAGGGCCCGAACUUCGUACCCGAAUCAGUUCAAAUUGGCCAGUCUUUCAAACAGCGUAUGGUGGUGAAGUACACUGCCCCAACGAUGAGCGACUUGAAGUAUACAGUGAAGCAAGUAUUCGAUUGGGAUAUCACCCGCAAGCUCCUGGCUGGCGUGCCGAUGGUGAAAGCCAGGGACCCGCGCACCGACCAGCUGGAGGAGUUCUACUUGUUCCCAUACGACCCCGUCAGCGACUGGCCCACCUGGGUCUGCGAGUUCGUCUUGGAGCAAGGCCAGCGCAAGCAGGCCAUGUCGCCAGAGCAGUACGCAUACUUGAACCAAGGCGAGGAGGUCUUCGACUGCGUGAAGAGCACCGUGGACUCCAAGUAUGGCCCGAGAGACAGCAAGUACAAGCUGACGGUUACCUGGGAAGAUUUCCAAGAUCGUUUGGCCACGAAGGAAAACAAGAGGAUCGCGAAACUCCAGUCAGGCAAGGCUGUCAAUGUCAAUGACGAUGAUGACGAUGACGACAUUGGUGGCCCUGAAGUCGGCGGUGAUGGCAGCGCCAAGCAGCAGGCGCGCGGGCGAAGAGUGAGUUGCGGGUCGGGUGCCAGCUCGAGGGCUCGCUCGGCGCCAGGUGCCACGGGAUCCGCUCAGGACAUGGUUGUCGAUCCCGCCCAGCCAAGUCUUGUCACAGUCCCAAUGGGCAGGAUUACGAAAUCGUUGGAAGUGCUGUCCGAUGCGGAAGGACCCCGCCGCAGCCCGCAAGCCAGCCCCCGCGGCCCGCCCUCGGCGGCCAAGUCCGACUCUGCGCCUGUGAUUGGUGGGGAGAAGGUUUACGCCGUGCACGAGAGCGACGAUGACACCGCGAGCCAGGCGAGCCUGAUCACAAUCGCCAAGACUGUGCGAAUGCAGUUAAAGGGUGAUGAUGCCACCAUCUGCAAGGAUGACCCAGCCGACGUCAUCGUCGCAGAUCACAGGAAGCGUUGCGACCUCUGGAAGGCAAUGGAGUUGGGCAACCAGGGGAACGCUCGUCACCAAGCCACGUUGGCAGCGAGGCGCCUUCGCGAGAAGAAGCUCAACACCAAGGCCGACACGAUCGAUGCCUGGACUCAGAAGCAUGCCAAGGUGGAGGAACUCUCCCACGUGAAGAUCUUCAAGGCGGACCCAGAAACCGUGAACAAUGCCCUGAAGUGCGCGUUGCUGGAGUUCGAUCGGCUCCCCCUCCAUGUGGAAGUCGACCUGGUGACUAUCAAGGCGCGGGACGCCCGCAUGCGUUGCGACUUGGACGCAGCUUCGCUCAACGCCUGCUUCGACAUCCUCUGGCCCAUCGCUGUUGUUCACGGAGAUGGUGGGAAUGGGGAGCCGCAGCCAGAGUUUGAUUGGUAUGAUCCCAUGGGGUCGCUGAUGAGGUGCAGCUUUAAGGACAAGGCGAAGCUAUUCAGGAGCGAGUGGACGCAGGCGGUCGUGGUUGACGGCAUGUACACGCAGGACGAUGGUGCCUCUGCCGAUCUGAUCCAACGACAUGCCGAGCACGUCCUCAACAAGCUGAAGCAGAAUUGCAGCGAGUUCGGCGAAUUGACUGACGACGCAGCGGACCUCAUCGGGGAGACUCUGCUCAUGAUGAGGGUCAUUUGCGGCCUCUGCGACAUGAGGAACCUCGUGCACGAUGAGUACUUCAUGGCCGUUGACAGCUUCUCGCAGGUCAACUUAGCGGGCAAGGAGCUGUCGCCCAUGCCGCACAAGUUCUACUGCGCCCUGACGGAGUCAAAGUUCUUUGGCAAGCUGUUCUUCAAGUUCUCCGAUUUGCGCCCGAUGCUGUUGGACUUCAGGGCCAACAGUGCCAUGGUUGAGGACUUCAUGGAGGGAGUGACAGAGGACUCGGACUCCAAGGACGGCUCUCGUACGUUCGACAUGCGCGACCCUGACGCGCUCACGAAGUGUUUGACUGUCUACAACACGGCGGGUGCAGCUGGCCUCACCGAUGUCGUUUCGGGAUUCGGGAAUGAGGUUAGCAAGUGCAUCGUCAAUUACGGGGAGAUGUUGUUGGAGGCGGUCAGUGCCGCCCCUGACGCGGGGUUGCACUGCGAUAUCGUUAGCGGCUUCAGCAAGGUCCUCUCGGAAGCAUCUGUGACGUUCCCCCACAAUGGCGACAUCGCUGAUCAACUUAACAAAAUCGGGCUGAUCCUGCAGAGAGGGGCAGCAAAGACGAACACGGACAAGGUGUUCGGCUCGUUGCGCGAUUGUGCCGAGGACCCCUGCGACGAGAAGCUCGACCUCGCCGUGCAGACGCUCAAUGCGAACAAGCAUUUGGAGAUCUCCGUUGCGCAGGGCACGGAUGUCAAGAAUUACGUGGUCUCCCUUGUGAAGAGCAUGAUCGUCAACCCAAGCUUAGACAUCACGCACAGCAAAGUGAACGACGUGUGUUGCAACUUCCUCAAGCUCGUGCCUGGCGGCGCCGACGACUUGCACGCCCUGGCAACCUCCAUCGUGUCAUUCGUUGCGUGCACCAAGCGCCUGACGGAGUCCAUUGCCGCGAUCGGGGAGAGGGGUGCAGAUUCGGAGGCUAGCGAUAACAUCGAUGAUAUCGUAGACUUGAAGCAUGCCUUGGACGUUAUGGACUCCACCAAGCCUCCACCGAAGUCGUGCGAGCUGCAGGGCGGGCACUUCAGCGACGUCAUCGAUUCACUGCAUGACAAGGCUGGCGCCGAGAGUUCGAAUGGGAAGGAGCUGCUGACGGCGUUCGCCACGAAGGAGGUCGACCACUCCAAGAACUCGAUGGCCACGCUCACGUCAAUAAUCAACCAGGUGGCUGGCGGCAUGGGGGACAGCAAACACUGGCUGGAUGGCUUCGUCGAGCCGCGGAAGGUGAACCUCAAGACGUUCCUUGCGCACGCUGGGAAGACGAUCCGCAAGUCGGAGGUGGCCGCGUCCUUGGACGCUCAGGUGGACAAGUUGCUCGAGGAGUUCGCCAGCACCCUGAAUUUCAAGAUCGACACCGCCGCGAUCCGCGAGGCGGAGAUUGCGAUGAAGGCGGCCGCGCAGACGUUCGCGGCGGGCAAGAUCAUCUACUAUUUCGAGAACUGCAAGACGACUGCCGACAAGAGGAACAAGGUCGCAGAUGCGGUGAAGCGCUACUUGGAUGGUGCGACGACCGACUGCCCCAGGGCCAUCGCUGACUUUGGCAAGUCGAUCUGCGAGAUCAUCAAGCAAUCGAAAGAGUUCACGGCCUGA
Prorocentrum cordatum is the source of this 3375-nucleotide messenger RNA. Lineage: Eukaryota; Dinophyceae; Prorocentrales; Prorocentraceae. The record is from the annotation of a GenBank genome assembly.